Messenger RNA from Periophthalmus magnuspinnatus, 1516 nucleotides. It is a transcript of the gene hao1, whose product is annotated as hydroxyacid oxidase (glycolate oxidase) 1. Bases 23 to 1132 code for a protein of 369 amino acids. The transcript is spliced from 8 exons. The record is from RefSeq and is a predicted model, not a curated record. NCBI's taxonomy places the organism in Eukaryota, Metazoa, Chordata, Actinopteri, Gobiiformes, Gobiidae. Gene Ontology annotation, molecular function: oxidoreductase activity; FMN binding.
CUCAGCUGUCCCCAGUGCAGCCAUGUCCCAGCGCGUGUGUGUGAGUGACUUCGAGGAGCAAGCCCGAAAAGUGCUCCCCAAAACAGUGUACGAUUACUACCGCUCUGGUGCCGAUGAGCAACGCACUCUGCACGACAAUGUGGAGGCCUUCAACAGGUGGUGUUUGCUCCCUCGUGUCCUCCGGGACGUGUCCUCAGUGGACAUGUCCCUGAGUGUCCUGGGACAGAGGCUGAGCAUGCCUGUGUGUGUGGCCUCCACAGCUAUGCAGAGGAUGGCCCAUGCUGACGGGGAGGUAGCCACAGCCAGAGCGUGCAGGGCAGUGGGCACAGCCAUGAUGCUGAGCUCCUGGGCCACCUCCACCAUAGAGGAGGUGUCUGAGGCAGGAGGGGGUCCCGGGGGGGUCCUGUGGAUGCAGCUUUACAUCUACAAAGACCGGGAGCUCAGCCUGUCUCUGGUGCGGCGUGCUGAGCAGGCCGGUUAUCAGGCCAUCUUCCUCACCGUCGACACUCCUUACCUGGGCCGGAGGUGGGACGACAUGCGGAACCGCUUCAAACUGCCCAGCCACCUCAGCAUGUCCAACUUCUUGGCCCCCUCCCUGUCCUUCUCCGAGGGCAGUUACGGAGCAGACAGUGGCCUGGCCGUCUACGUGUCCAAAGCCAUCGACCCCUCUCUGAGCUGGGAGGACGUCCUGUGGCUUAAGAGGAACACACACUUGCCCGUUAUCCUCAAGGGGGUCCUCAGUGAGGAGGAUGCGCGUAAGGCUGUGGACUGUGGAGUGGACGGGAUCCUGGUGUCCAACCACGGAGCGCGCCAGCUGGACGGGGUGCCUGCUACGCUGGAUGUCUUGUCUGAGGUGGUACGUGCCGUGGGGGGCCGAUGCGACAUCUUCCUGGAUGGAGGGAUCCGGAGGGGCACGGACAUCCUAAAGGCACUCGCUCUGGGGGCCAAAGCCGUGUUCGUGGGCCGCCCGGUGCUCUGGGGCCUGGCCUGUGGGGGGGAGGAGGGCGUCACCGAGCUCUUGAACCUUCUGAAAGAGGAGCUGCGAUUGGCUAUGGCCCUGGCAGGCUGCCGCUCGCUCUCGGAGGUGAGCAGGGCUCUGGUCCGACGUCGUGAAGACUUUUCACGCUUGUGAGAGACCAAAGUUUCGACGCUAGCUUAAUUUGGUCAGGACUAUUCUAUUUAAAAGUCCUAUAGGACAGGGGUGUUCACACUCUGCAGCAAUAGAGUCAUCAGUCAACGAGUACAAGACGCAAUCAAACCUGAAAUCUUUUUUGCUUAGGAAACAUGUUAAUCCUGAAGUGAAGUGUUGUUAUUAAAUAUAACUUUCAUUUUUAUCAAACUUGUGUAAUGUGUAUCAUUUGUCAAAAAAAAUGUAAAAAGAUAUUUCCUAAUUCUAGUUUAUUAGAUUUUUACCAUCGCAAAUAAUAUAUAAAAUCAACUAAAUAAUUGUUUACAUUAUAACAGUAAGAUAGACACAUAGACAUUCUGGACACAGAUCUUUAUUCUUCAGGCUAUA